Messenger RNA from Neomonachus schauinslandi (Hawaiian monk seal), 1060 nucleotides. RefSeq names its product small cell adhesion glycoprotein (gene SMAGP). The coding region runs from base 210 to 503 and encodes 97 amino acids. The record is from RefSeq and is a predicted model, not a curated record. NCBI's taxonomy places the organism in Eukaryota, Metazoa, Chordata, Mammalia, Carnivora, Phocidae. The transcript is spliced from 4 exons.
GGGGGAGGGCGAGGCCGGGCGAGCCCGGGGGCCGCACGCACACCGCAGUCGCCUCGGCCGCGGGAGCGACGCGAGCCCAGAGCGGCCGGAGCCUCUCCCGUCGCGGCCGCUCGGAGCGGGCUGCCCGGACGGACGGCCGCGCGCGCCGCGGGCUGCCCCGGCAGCCGUGUGCGGAUCUGCCUCUGCCUGGUGCCCAUCCACUUGCUGCAAUGACUAGCCUGCUAACCUCGCCUUCUCCAGGAGAAGAACUGGUGACCACCCCAAUUCUUCAGGCCACUGAAGCCCUGUCCCCAGAAGCCGAGGCCAGCACAGCACUCAUUGCAGUUGUUAUCACCGUGGUCUUCCUCACCCUGCUCUCAGUCGUGGUCUUGAUCUUCUUUUACCUGUACAAGAACAAAGGCAGCUACAUCACCUACGAACCUGCAGAAGGCGAGCCCAGCGCCAUCCUCCAAAUGGAAAGUGAUUCAGCCAAGGGCAGGGACAAGGAGGAAUAUUUCAUCUAAUGAUUCCCGGGCCCCAAGGAGCUUCUCUAGGCUCCAGUGCUAACACACUAUUAGGUGAAAGUUUUAUCUGAAACCGGUGAGAAGCAUUGAUUGAUAUGGGCAAACCCGAGCUCCUUCUAGGACACAGGCCCAAAUGCCAACAUCACUGAUGCCAGGGACACAGAGAAAGCUGUUGAUGAUGUCUUUAGCGAGGCCUUUGUAGUCUAGCUGGUUUCGGUGGCUGCCCAACAAGGUGGAGCAACACCAGGCCAUAUGAGCCCGGUCAUCUUCACUUUUUUCAAGGUCGAAGGGAAGGAGAGUUAGGGUCGCUGGCUGUUCCUCUGUCCCCUACCUGGUCUGCUAGUGACAGCUGGAACAGAGAUAGUGUCUGUAGAAGUUCUUCCCAGGUGCUGGAAAGCAUGGUAAAAUGCCAAGCGGGGAGGGGCAGGAGACUAUGGAGACCCCACCCCCUGAUGAAUGUGCUAUAUCUCCUAAUCUGAGCCCUUCCUUUCCAUAUUCCCCAACAACCUUAUACUGAUGCUAUUUUUAUCACAAUUAAAAAUGUUCAUUGAUACAGA